AUACUCAUUAUUCAAUUCCCCAGCAAUAAUCAACGCUCUUCUCCCCUCGUUACAAGAACAAAAGUUGCAAAAAGCCAACCAGAUUUCCAUAUAUAUAUAUAAAGAAAGAGAAGAAAAUGGCACUGAAUCGAUCGCCAAGUAUGUAGCAGACUCCCUCCCUCCUCUCUUUCGCUGAGACUCAAUACACAUGCCUCUGCGCCGUUCGUUCAUUAUUUUAUAGACCAGCUCCCGUUUUUCCAUGCCCGUUACUCUUAUCUUCUAUCGUUUAUUGCCUGCCCAUUUACAAAUUUUGAACGUACUUCACCGGAUCCUUAUCAAAUGGUCCAGAUAAGGUAAGUUUCGUUCUUUCCGUUUUUUCCCCCUCGGAGAGACCUUGUGGCUUUCUGUUACAUGUUUUAUUGUUCCAUUUCUUUCUCAGGACAUGCAUUUUUUCCUGAGAAGAUUCUGUGAGUUUCUUUUGUGGAAGUUCUUGGAGUAUUGGGCAAUGGCAUGAGUACGCUUUCGGGUUGCUAGAUACCCAUUUCUUCCUUCACCACCCUUUCUGAAUCAAUACCAUAUCUAGGGGCUUCUGCCUUCUUGGUUUCUCAUUUUUUCUUUCUGGGUAGUUCCAUUCUCUUUGUGAGAUGGGAAAGUUGGGAUUGGGAUCUGAGAUUUCUUGGCGUUGAUGUUUUGGCCCUUGGGUUGUCUCGCAUUGACAGGUGCGAUUCGGGGGAAAGGAAGUUGGUGGGUGGUGGGUUUCAGAAUUCAAUUUUCUCUUUUUUGCUAUUCUGGGUGUUUUUGAGGAAUGGGUUUUUUGCAAGAUGAAGGAGAUGUGUGAAAUCAGGUGCUUGUUUUCCCAUUUGAUGAUGAGAUUCAGAGGUUGCUUGUUCUGAUUUUCGGAAGAACAGAGCUUCCUUUAGGAUUUUCUUCUCUCGACCGGGAGGAGACCAGCCUGUGGGGUUCUGAGGGGUGGCGGGGCCAUGGCUGCGCUGCUGCCAAUCGACGUUUCCAAGUAUGCUCACAGCCCUGUUCACAAGGCUGUGGCUACUCGGGACCAUGCGACUCUCAGGCGCAUAGUUUCCGCCCUUCCUCGCCUCCGAGAUCCCUCUGAUAUUCGAACAGAGGCAGUGUCUAUCGCCGAAGAGGAGAAAGCAGAGGCAAUUUCUUCUGUGAUCGAUCGCAGAGAUGUUCCCAAUCGUGAAACACCUCUUCACCUUGCUGUCAAGCUUGGUGACACCACUGCCGCGGAGAUUCUGAUGGCAGCCGGCGCCGAUUGGAGCUUGCAGAAUGAGCAGGGAUGGAGCUCUCUGCAGGAGGCAAUCUGUGCCCGAGAAGAAGUGAUCGCUCAGAUCAUAGUUCGCCAUUAUCAGCCCCUUGCAUGGGCUAAAUGGUGCAGACGUCUUCCUAGGCUCGUAGGCACCAUGAAAAGGAUGAGAGAUUUCUACAUGGAAAUCAGUUUCAAUUUUGAGAGCUCUGUGAUUCCAUUCAUCUCUAGGAUUGCCCCCUCCGAUACAUACAAGAUCUGGAAGAGGGGAUCUAACUUGCGGGCGGAUAUGACGCUGGCUGGUUUCGACGGGUUUAAGAUUCAGAGAUCAGACCAAAGCAUUCUGUUUCUUGGCGAUGGUUCGGAAGAUGGUCAAAUUCCACCUGGAUCACUGUGUAUGAUUUCACACAAGGACAAGGAAAUUAUGAAUGCAUUGGAUGGUGCUGGCUCUCAGGCUUCAGAGAAAGAAGUGGCACAAGAAGUUGCAGCUAUGUCGCAGACUAAUAUUUUCAGACCUGGAAUUGAUGUCACUCAGGCUAUCCUCCUUCCACAGCUAACUUGGAGGAGGCAGGAAAGGUCAGAGUUGGUUGGUCCAUGGAGAGCAAAAGUGUAUGAUAUGCACCAUGUUGUUGUGAGUGUGAAGUCUAGGCGGGUACCUGGUGCGAUGACAGAUGAAGAGUUUUUCUCAUCUUCCAAUGCGAAUGAUACCGACACUGAAGACUACGAGGACAUGCUAACAGAGGAGGAGAAGCGGCAAUUGGAAGUCGUCCUGAAAAUGGGGUCUUCCGAGACCAUUGACGGCGAUGGCGUCGGUGAUGGUGUAGUCGGUCACAGACAUAGUUGGUACGAGUCCAGGGAUAUCUCUGUGGAAGACCCGCUGAAUGGGACAAAAAUUGAGGGUAAGCAGGAGAAAAAAGGAUGGUUUGGAAGUUGGGGAAAGCGUGGAGGGAAGAACGAGGGGCAGAAGAAAACUGUUGGCCCAAGAAGUUCUUUAUGUGUUGAUGAGAAGGUUAGUGAUCUUCUCGGGGAAUCACCAUCUACAAAUCAAAGCAAACCUGGAAGACAUUCUGUGGAGGUUGUUCAGGUAGAGAAUUUGCGAGGAGGUCGGGAUAGGGAAACUAGAAAGGGGAUUACAAGUUCAGAAAGUAUGAACCGCAAAAAAGAUGGUAGUCGUGAAAGUGAAUACAAGAAAGGACUGAGACCUGUUCUCUGGCUCUCUCCUAAUUUUCCACUUCAGACUGAAGAGAUCUUGCCUCUUCUGGACAUACUGGCCAACAAGGUCAAGGCCAUCCGUCGGUUGAGAGAGCUGCUCACGACAAAGCUUCCUUCAGGGACUUUCCCAGUCAAGGUUGCCAUACCGGUGGUUCCCACUAUUCGUGUGCUGGUGACGUUUACAAAAUUUGAGGAGCUGCAGCCUGCAGAGGAAUUCUGCACCCCGCCAUCAAGCCCUGAAAAUUCACGGAGCACAGGUCCUGGGAGCCGUGUUGAAGACAUCCAAGACCCAUUUGCCAUACCUUCGGAUUAUAGAUGGAUUGGUUUAGAAGAAAAGAAGAAGAAGAUGCAAGAGAAAAACAAGAUGAAGAAGAAGAGAAGUCAAAAUCAUUAGAAAGGACAUUUAAGCGGCUGUCUUUCAGUGACGAUUCCAUGCUCCGUUUGUCACUCUUUCCAUUUCCAUCUGGGAAAGAGGCAAGGAGUACGAAAUGGGAUUUGUCCUUCUAGUGAUGUCGCCACAUGAACGACUGUCAUGGGCAAAAAUUUUCCUGCAGUAGACUUAUGGGGUAAAAUUUACAACCCAAAUUGGGGAGCACACAAAAAGUGUAGUUUGGUCUCUGUCACUGUAAAUCUCUAAAAAUCAUUGUUUCUGUGAUA
This is a messenger RNA of Nymphaea colorata (pocket water lily), 3112 nucleotides long. RefSeq lists its product as uncharacterized. NCBI's taxonomy places the organism in Eukaryota, Viridiplantae, Streptophyta, Magnoliopsida, Nymphaeales, Nymphaeaceae. The record is from RefSeq and is a predicted model, not a curated record. Bases 960 to 2849 code for a protein of 629 amino acids. Gene Ontology annotation, molecular function: protein binding. Gene Ontology annotation, cellular component: cytoplasm. The transcript is spliced from 3 exons.